AUGCAGCCACCAGCCAGCUCCAAGCUGAAUGGCCUGCGUGACAACAGGAACCAGAGGUCUGCUGAUCCACUUCUUGCUCGGGAAAGCAUUGGGGAAAUCUGGUUGAAAAAGUUCAGAAGACCCGAGGCUCAGGAUCACUUGGUGGAGCCGAGCUUAGAGAAACUGGAAAGAGACCGAGGGGCGCCGUCCACACUGCCCAGGAGUGAGCAGGUUGCGGAAUCCGCUUCCAGGAUUUUUGGCCUAGGUCUCCACCAUUAUCCUGCACGUCUCCUGGCACCACCGCGACCGCAGUGUCCUAUGUCAACCAACGCGCAUGGAGUAGAAGCUGAGGAGGCCGUUUCUGAACAAUGUGUUUCUGUAGAACAAGUGACAGAAGACAGGAAUCCAAAGCUGGAGCCAUCUAUCCUGAAGCCUCUGUCUUCUGAUACGAGCGUCCUGGUGGAGAAAGAUGUUUUAUACUUGGCUGACAAUAUGUUAACGUGCAGAGAGGUUGAGAAGGCUUUCCUAGGCAGCUUAGGCUUUCCCCAGCACCAGCCCUCCCACGAUGGAGAGCAUCCACGUAGAAGCAGGCAGAGAAGGGAGGUCUCUCACCCUGGGCAAGAACAUCACAAGUGCAGUGAAUGUGGCAAAGCCUUCAGUAAAAAGUUUAAAUUCACAGAGCACCUGAGAGUUCACACUGGAGAAAAACCUUAUGAGUGCAGUGACUGUGGGAAGUUCUUUAGACACAGCUCCAGUCUUAUUCAUCAUCGGAAAGUUCACACAGGAGAAAGGCCUUAUGAGUGCUGUAAUUGUGAGAAAGUCUUUGCCCACAAAUAUAAACUUUUUGAGCACCAGAGAAUCCACACUGGAAAAAGACCAUAUGAGUGUAAUGAAUGUGGGAAAGCCUUCCUUCACAAGGAUUCACUUGUUCAGCACCAAAAAAUCCACACUGGAGAAAAUCCUCAUAAGUGUGGUGAAUGUGGAAAGUGCUUCCUGAACAAAAAUAACCUUCUUGUGCACCAGAGGGUCCACAGUGGAGAAAGGCCUUAUGGGUGUAGCAAAUGUGGAAAGUCCUUUGUCUUCAAAAAAAGGCUUCUUUAUCACCAGCGAAUCCACACUAGAGAAAGGCCUUACAUGUGCAGUGAAUGUGGGAAAGCCUAUGUCUACAAAGGAAGUCUUAUUGUGCAUAAGAGAAUUUACACUUUAGAGAAGGCUUAUGGGUGUAACAAAUGUGGGAAAUUCUUUACAAGCAGUUUUGCCCUCAAUAGACAUGAGAAUGUUCACACUGCACGAAGGCGUUAUGAGUGCAGCGAAUGUGGGAAAGCUCUCAACGGCAAAGCUAAACUUGCUGAGCACCAGAGAAUCCAUACUGGAGAAAGACCCUAUAAGUGUAAUGAACGUGAGAAAGCCUUCAUGCGCAAGUAUACACUUGUUCAGCACCAAAAAGUCCACACUGGAGUAAAGCCUUUUAAAUGCAGUGAAUGUGGGAAGCCCUUCACUUACAAAACAAGUCUUGUUGUCCAUCAGAGAAUCCACACUAGAGAAAGGCCUUAUAUGUGCAGUGAAUGUGGGGAAGUCUUUGUCUACAGAAGAAGUCUUGUUGUCCAUCAGAGAAUCCACACUAGAGAAAAGCCUUAUGAAUGUACUUCUUUGUAG
Globicephala melas (long-finned pilot whale) is the source of this 1635-nucleotide messenger RNA. NCBI's taxonomy places the organism in Eukaryota, Metazoa, Chordata, Mammalia, Artiodactyla, Delphinidae. The record is from RefSeq and is a predicted model, not a curated record.